UUAUUUUACUAUAAAUAAACAAACUUCAUUGCAUCAUCUUCUCCGAUUCAUCUCCCUCAUCUUCCUCGCACGAGCUUCAAUCGUCAAUGGCGAUUCAUCUCUCCAAUGUCCUCUUCUUCCCAAUCACAAACUCACUCCACCAAUCCAAACAAUCAUCUUCUUCACUUCAUUUCUCAACCUCAAAUCGUCACUUUCGUGGUUUCAGAUUAUUCAGUACAAGGAGAACACAACGACAACGACAAUCGAUAUACGAAGUAGCUUCAAGAACCAGAGACACAUCCUCCAUUAUUACAGACCUCGAAAAACAAACAAAGGGAGAUGAACAUACCGAAACUAAAUCAGCUGCAGCAGAAAUCGCCGAUUCCUGGCGAGAAAUCCAUGGCAGCAAUGAUUGGACCGGGUUGCUUGAUCCGAUGAACGAUCUCCUCCGCUCCGAGAUAAUCCGCUACGGUGAAAUGGCGCAAUCCUGCUACGAUGCCUUCGAUUACGAUCCGUUCUCGAAAUACUGCGGGAGUUGUCGAUUCAGUCGAAACAAAUUCUUCGAACAACUCGGAAUGGAAAGCGGAGGUUACGAAGUAACGCGGUACCUCUACGCAACAUCAAACAUCAACCUGCCGAAUUUCUUCAAGAAAUCGCGAUGGCCAAAGGUAUGGAGCAAGAACGCGAACUGGAUCGGCUACGUCGCGGUAUCAAACGACGCGAAAUCGAAACUCCUCGGCCGGCGAGACAUCGCCAUAGCGUGGAGAGGCACCGUAACGCGGUUGGAAUGGAUCGUGGAUCUAAUGGAUUUUCUGAAACCAGUAGCGGCGGCGAAGAUUCCAUGCCCUAAUUUGGCGGUGAAGGCGGAAUCGGGAUUUCUGGCUCUGUAUACAGACAAGGACGAAGGUUGUGGAUACAGCAAGUUGUCAGCGAGAGAGCAGAUUGUGACGGAGGUGAAGCGGUUGGUGGAGAGAUUCGCCGGAGAAGAGAUGAGCAUUACGAUCACUGGACACAGUUUGGGAAGCGCUCUGGCAGUGUUGAGCGGCUUCGACGUUGCGGAAAUGGGUGUGAACCGGUUGGAGAACGGUCGGGUUGUGCCGGUUUCGGUUUUCUCAUUCUCGGGGCCCCGAGUUGGGAAUUUCUCCUUCAAGGAACGCCUCCAAGAAUUGGGAGUUAAGGUAUUGAGAGUGGUGAAUGUCCAUGACGUGGUACCCAAGACGCCAGGAUUUUUAUUCAACGAAAGCGUACCAACGGCUGUGAUGAAAUUUGCGGAGGAAUUACCGUGGAGUUAUUCACACGUGGGCGUGGAGUUAAAAUUGGAUCAUAAAAUUUCACCGUUCCUCAAGGAUACAAACGACCCCGUUUGUGCACAUAAUUUGGAAGCUCACUUACAUUUACUUGAUGGAUAUCAUGGAAAGGGUCGUAGGUUCGUGUUAACGAGUGGGAGAGACCCGGCGUUGGUGAACAAAGCUUGUGAUUUUCUUAAAGACCAUUACUUAGUCCCACCAAAUUGGAGGCAAGACGAAAACAAAGGUAUGAUAAGGAACAAGGAUGGCCGUUGGAUACAACCCGAUAGAUCAAAAUUUGAUGAUCAUCCGGAAGAUAUACAUUAUCAUCUCAAACAAUUAGGCUUAACUUUUGACUCCUAAAUCUUAUUUUGUUCAUUCAAAAUUCAUAUGAAAUCAGAAGCCAUUUA
Molecule: messenger RNA, 1675 nt
Organism: Cucurbita maxima (winter squash)
Lineage: Eukaryota; Viridiplantae; Streptophyta; Magnoliopsida; Cucurbitales; Cucurbitaceae
Product: phospholipase A1-Igamma1, chloroplastic
Exons: 3
Coding region: 87-1628 (513 amino acids)
Biological process (GO): lipid metabolic process
Molecular function (GO): glycerophospholipase activity
Source: RefSeq, a predicted model, not a curated record